This is a messenger RNA of Sinocyclocheilus anshuiensis, 2622 nucleotides long. RefSeq names its product ring finger protein 41, like (gene rnf41l). The coding region runs from base 1513 to 2466 and encodes 317 amino acids. Gene Ontology annotation, biological process: regulation of canonical NF-kappaB signal transduction. The record is from RefSeq and is a predicted model, not a curated record. Gene Ontology annotation, molecular function: zinc ion binding. NCBI's taxonomy places the organism in Eukaryota, Metazoa, Chordata, Actinopteri, Cypriniformes, Cyprinidae. The transcript has 7 exons. Gene Ontology annotation, cellular component: plasma membrane signaling receptor complex.
CAGGAGCUUAUGAGCAGCAAAAAUCAACAGUAAAGAGAGGUGUCAAAGAAACCUGACAGUAAAUGUUGACUGCUAAAAUUGUAUCUAAUCCAGCAGAAGUAAAUGAAGCAAAAUCAGGAGACGUCUCAAAAUUUUGAUCCCUGUCAACCAUCACUUAUCAAACAGGCAAGUACUAUGUGAAACUUACACAUUAUUAACCCUUACUUGUUUUAUUUUAAUUAAUGUACAUUAUACAACAGAUAUGACCAUACAGCUUUUGUACACAAGUAUAGUUUUGACAUCAAACCAUUUAUUGAUUUGUAUGUCUUUUAUUCGUUUCAAAAUAAAAUCAGACAUAGAUCCUUACAGUCUUUCAUUAAUUACUAUCAUUCAUGCUUCAGAUUCAUAUUAACUGUAGAGAUGGGUUAUUAAUUAACAUAUUUUAUUGACAAGCAGUACAUUUUUAUUUCUGUAUGGUUUCUGUUUUCAUUUGUACUGUACAGGUUUCCCACAGCCAAUGAAACCUAAAUAUAUGUCAGUAAAUUGUUGUCUUGAAAAAGACAGUAUAAAAGAAAUCUUAUAAAGUCAUAGAUGUUUCUAUAAACAAGACACAUUUUUUUUUCGUUAUCCUUAGCUCUAGAAUAUUUAAUUUGCAAGUAUAAUUUCUGUAAAAUAUAUUUAAAAACAUUUAAAAUCAUAAAUGAUCGGAAAUGUCAUCGAGAAAUCAUAGAAAAGUCUUGUAAAUUCAUUGGUCAGUGUGUGGGAACAUUGACUUUAGUCAUUUGUAAUAUAUAGUGCUUGACUGUGAUGGUAUUUCAUUUUUAUUUCAUGAUCACAUGUAACUUCAGUCACUGUUUUAUCUCUUGCAUGUGCACGGAUGCAUGUCCGGUUGUGUUUGUGCCAAUGUUUUAUAUACUGCUGCAUGUCUGAAAGUGAAGUUACAAUGUUGCUGUGUGGAAAAUAAUCCAAUCAGAGUGUGGGAAAGCGUAAUCCGGUCUAAUCCCAGCACAGCCAUGAAGAACAGAGAUCAUUCAGGCAGUGAGAGUGUCCAGACACAGACACACCAGCACACACAAACACAUCCUCUCCUUCAGAAAAAACAUUCACAGUUACACAGUAUUUCCUCAACUGUGGAUCUGCAACAAAUGACAAUAAAGGUUUAACUAGAGUGCCACAGCAUAGAAAAGUGUUAAUACAGAAUGAAAUGCACAAGCCACACGUUGACAGCGUAGACGAGAUCAGUUGUUUUUACUCUCACAUGUCCAGACAGGUGCACAGGUCACCUGUUACUUUUAAGUGGUUGUUUUUGAGGAUGUCUUGCAUUGAUCUUGCAUUUAUCGAUUUGACCAAUGUUUUUUUUUUCAGUAUUAAUCAUUAUCUACAUACAGCUUUGUGGAAAUUUAUUUAUUACCUCUGCAAUCCAACAGCUGCCACCUGGCUGUUUCUACGGCAACUGACCAGACCACCUUCAGCAAGCACACCUGAGAGAAGGAGGGAGAGAGGGGAAGACAAGAUACCACAGACUCUGUUAGGAUGGGCUACGAUCUAGAACGUUUUGUAGGCUAUGUGAACGAGGGUCUGCUGUGCUGUGUGUGUCGGGACGUGUUAGAAGAUCCUUUGCAGGCUCUGUGUGAACAUGCCUUCUGCAGCUCCUGCAUUCAUGGAUGGCUCGUCCACCAUAACACCUGUCCAGAGGACCGCUUGCCUUUAGACAUCACACAUCUACGCCCACUGUUCAGAUACAUGAGAAAUGAUUUAGCAAGGCUGCAGGUGAGGUGUGUGUUCCGGCCACAAGGUUGUGAGGUCACAUGCGCUCUGGAGUCUGUUCAUCGGCAUGAGCAACAGUGUGAUUACGCUUUGCUGAACUGCAGUAAUGCAGGCUGCCCGGUUCAGGUGUCGCGGCGCUCUCUGGAAGCUCAUCUGUGUGUGUGUGAAUACAGCAGUAGAGUCUGUGCAAGCGGCUGUGGAUACACAAUCCUAAACACAGAGGAGGCCCAACACAACUGUGUAUCGGAUCUACGAGCCGAGCUGGACAUGCUCAGGGCAGAAUUAGACUGCAAAGUCGAAGAGGUGCGACGUGAAAUGGAAUCUCGCUUGGAUUCCCAAAGAAGACACAUGGUGCAGAAGGAGAGUCUGCUGAGGUGUGAAGUGGACGAACUGAAGAGCCAGCUGUCCAGAGUCAUGUCAGAUGUCCGCGUUCUGCUGGCUGCAGAGAGAGCGCGCAGACAAGAGCUGGAGAGGACGGAGCUGGAGAAGGCAGAGCUUCUUGAACUUUUAAAAAAGGAGGGGCUCAGACCGGCCACGCCCUCUGGAGCAGCACCGCCCCCUGCUGAGGUGCAGAGAAAGCUGAGCCCAAGAAGCCUAGCUUUGGACUGCAUCAAAAGAAAGAAUAGAGAGGUGACAGUCAUCCGAGGACACUGCUUUUCACGGCAGAACAGUAAGGAAGACGGAAUGUCACAUCAUAUGAUGCUAAUAGAAAACCACUGACUGGAACUCAUCAUCUGAAUGAAGCCCCAUUAUUGCAGUUCCUCGGGGUGAACCGAAUGAUUGAUAUGAGAUUGGCUAUGUUCGAUGAUUUAUCCAAAUUGUGUAGUAAAAAUACUUUUUUUGACCAAUUUUGUAUGUUUCUAGACUUUUAGAGGC